This is a messenger RNA of Aquila chrysaetos chrysaetos, 3909 nucleotides long. Its product is annotated as tetraspanin-7-like. The record is from RefSeq and is a predicted model, not a curated record. Lineage: Eukaryota; Metazoa; Chordata; Aves; Accipitriformes; Accipitridae. Bases 1 to 717 code for a protein of 238 amino acids. The transcript has a single exon. Gene Ontology annotation, cellular component: membrane.
AUGACCGUGCUCAAGCUGUCCCUCAUGGCCUUCAGCUUGGUCUUCUGGGCGGCGGGGCUGACCAUGCUCAUCGUCGGCCUCUGGGCCAAGGUGUCCCUGGGCAGCUACCUGGCGCUGUCGGCCAGCGACUGCCCCAGCGCCCCCGCCAUCCUCUUGGCCACCGGCGCCGCCGUCAUCAUCUGGGGCUUCCUGGGCUGCUUCGGCGCCGCCACGGAGCACCGCGGCCUCCUGCGCGCCUACGGCGCCUUCCUGACCGCCGUGCUGGCGGCCGGGCUGACGGCCGGGCUCUCGGCGCUCCUCUACCGCCGGAACGUGGCGCAGGGCUUCCACGAAGGGCUGCGCCGGGCCCUGCUCGCCUACGGAGAGGAUGAGGGGACGGCGGACGCCCUGGAUGCUUUGCAGCGCACCUUGUCCUGCUGCGGCGUGGAGAGCUACCGCGACUGGCUCGCCUCGCCCUGGGGGCUGCAGCAAAACGGCUCGGUGCCCCUCAGCUGCUGCCGGGCCCGCCGGGGCUGCCAGCGCCGCCCGCCCGGCGCACGCGGGCUGCACCGCGACGGCUGCUUCGGCAAGGUGUCGGCCUUCGUCAGCAGCAACAUGUUCUACCUCGCCACGGCUGCCCUGGGCCUGGCGCUGCUGCAGCUCGUCGGCGUCGUGCUGGCCUGCCUGCUGGCUGCCCGCAUCCCUGCCCGCCGGCUGGGCAUCGCCGCCCCUCGCUGAGACCCCCCCCCCCCCGCCCCGGUCCUGCCCCUUAUCCCCUCCAGCUCCCUUCCUUCCCCCAGUCCGGGGUGCACCCCCUCGGGCAAGUCCUCCCUUCGCAUCCCCCACUUCCACCUGAGCUUCCUCCUCCUCCAGACUCCGUUCCUCCCCUGGGGCCUGUGUGAGGUGCGCCAAUGCUACAGGCAUCUCCACAGCCCCUCAGAGCUGGGAAGGUGCCUCCUGGCCUGGCCGUGUCCCCUGCAGGGCAGCAGGCCCCCACGGCCCCCCUGGAGCCUCUGGACCGCUUCCGCAGAGAGUGGUGGCGGCGUGGACAGACAUCACCCUCUGGGGCAGCGGGGACGCCUGCGUCAAGGCCGACCGGUUUUCUGGGUGAUGUAGACAUCCCGAGGCACUGAAAUGGGGGCCAGGAAAGAGGAGAGGGUCUGGGGGAGCAAGAGAGGUGUCUCUCAGCGGGUGACAGCGGGUGAGUGUUCUUCUGAGACUACUGGAAAAUGAUGGUACUGGAAAACUGCUGGGGCGCACAGGGGGCAGGUCUGGUCCGGGGACACCCAGGUAGCCAUGCCAGCAGCUGCCAUCGGGGGCUGCUUGAGAGACUGCCCAGCAGCGUGCACCCCACGGCCACAAAGAUUUCCUGCCUUCGCUGUGUGCACGUUCAAGCUGUGUGGCUGCCACGGGUGAUUUUCCCGCUGUGGUGUUUCCGAUGCUGAUCUCCAUCUAAAGGUGGAGCUGCAGCUCCAAGUGCUACUCCCUCCUUCAGGACGUGCCUGUCGUUUUAGCCAGCGGGUCGUCGCUGGUUAUGUCUUUGCAGGGCUGAGAAGACCUUAAACCUGGGUCCAUGUCGUACAAGAGGAUAGCAAAAGCUGUAGGAUCAGACCUGACUAGGGGUGGCAAGAGGAGGGAAGGGCACAUUGCCCUUCUGAAGUUUCUUUUGGACUUUUGCUGUUAACUUCAGGGUGAGCGGAACAGACUCUCUGUCUUAUAGAAGGGUUUCUGAAAAACAGCCCUCAGACUCUUUGAUAUUUUUCCUUUUUCAAAGGAUCUGUCUCUGAAAUGUGCCCCCACCUACGUUUUUGAAGCCAGAUCUAUACAACUUGAGAGUAAACAGAAGACCCCAAGGCUAGCCCUGGGUGCGUGUACAUCAGACAGCAGUGUAAAUCUACAGGGUUUUGUUUUUCCUGACAGUUCUGAGCUUGCAUUCGGAGCUUUAGGAAAAGCAAGCCCUGCACUUUAGAGGGUCCUGAACUUUCAGAGCUUCAUGCCCCCUGCUUCUUCCCACUUCCCUAAAACCUGUGAACUGGACUUUAACACGUUUCUCUGCCUCACAGCACAAAGACAUGCUGAAUACCCCCUUUACCCAGCAAACUGGGGCAGGAGGAUUUCAGAAAAGAACCAAGAACUACAAAGGAACUCCAGGAUGUGGCGUCUUUUAGGAACGUGACAAGCAAAGCUGUGGAGAAUGGUCAAAUGCCAACAAAUAUGAGCAGGACAGAAAAUCUUGAAUGAAGAAGAUGACUGAUAGCUUCACAGGGGCACUCUCUUGCGGGAGGGGGCACUAGCAGUGAAGCUCUGCUGCCUGGGCGAUGAGUGCAUGGGGUGAGGGGUGAGGAAGGCUUGUCUCAUUUUCUUCCUUGCUUGCCUUCACUACUUUUGACCACAUUUCUGUCUUUCUCUUUUCCUCCCACCGAAGAGCGACUGCUUGGCUGCAAGGACAAGUCAGGCAGAGCCUCUGUCCCACCGGUGCGGGAGGCGAGAGCCUCUUCUCCCGCUCACUUUGGGAGAUGGAGCUAGCCCUGCCCGCUGGGGCAGCCGUGCCCGCUCACCCUGGAGAAGCAGGCAAAGGGAGAGCAAACUCAUCGCUGCCUCUCCGCGGGGAAAACCGGGUCAAAUGCAGAGCUAACUGUCCUCCUGCUGUUUAAAUCCUCACAGUUUCUAUACCUAAAAGAACCCGGCCUUCAUAUUUCUUUGCUUCCCCCCUGCUGAAAAUAAGCUUCUAGGAUUUUGUUUGACAGUGCUCCUGGGGGUGAAACCAGGGCAGAAUGUGUAGUCACUUGGAAAGAUUCUGAUUUUAGGUAUCUUUACUGCUUUUAAUGGUUUAUACCAUUUAAAAAUACCUGGAAAUGCUACCACUUCCCUGUCUUUUGUGAUAGUGAAGCCUUCUUUUAUUUUCUCCCACCAGUCUUCUUUUCUGGGAGCAGGAUUGGUUAAUUCUAUGGUGAAUUUGUUUCACUGGCAGGAUUGUAACUUUUUCUGACCAGGGAAUAGUGCUGCAAUUUGGCCUGCUAGUAAUAGUCAACUUGCUGGACUGCUCUCAUGAAGGUGCGGUAUUCCUGCAGAGCAAAGCAGGCUUGUCCAGGGAACAUAAAGAGGAUACCCCCCACUUGUAUUAACAAUUGCACAAGCUUGAUGGUAGUUGAGAAUGUUGAAAAAACCCAAACCAAAACAAUGUAAAUGGGUGUUUCUGUGGAAAAGUGACAUUUUACUCUCCACGUAUGCAAAACAGUCUAAAGUUUAAAUGAAGUUUCAGCUGAGGACUGCUGAAUCCAGAAUGGUAUUUACAAGUGAAAGUCUACAAGGACCAGCAGGGAGUAUCCAGCACUCACUGGAGUCCAGGCACACAAGCUGAUUUUACUAAAUUUAUAAAAAUUAUCUUUGCUUAUGGAAAUAAUUCCUUGGGGGUCAGUUCUCUCAACCAAAGCUCACAAGAUCAAAAGUAUAAAAAGAGAAACUGGGUUUUCCUUUUUGGAGAGCGAUUCUAGUCCGCAUGGAUGGAGCUUAGGAUUCUGGACUGACAGUUAUGUUGUUCCUGGGUGUUAGCUGUGGCUUUAUCUUAACUCUCCCUUUUUUCAGAUAUUAGGUGGCUGUUUAACUACGAUAAUCAUGUUUCAGGUGAAGAGCGCAAUGUAAACAGGCUUCUCAGUCAUUUGACUAUUCAUCUGCAUAAAUGAACUCUGGAAAUGUGUUGGGACUCUCUCUUUAUAGAGAAAACAAUGCUUAAUUUUUCAGCGCUGAUGUUUAUUGUUUUAGAUAAUAUAAUUUUUCAUUUUUGUUUGUAAAUGUCCCUGUAUUAACACCACUUUUUUUGGAGUUAUGCACUAGUGGAACUCCUGUUAUUUUCUGGAAAUCAAUGUGAUGUUGUGCAGUUUUAACAAUGGGCAAAAAGUAUAGUUUGUAUGGGAAAUGGUACUUCAGAAA